Messenger RNA from Brassica napus (rape), 648 nucleotides. Its product is annotated as basic blue protein-like. Lineage: Eukaryota; Viridiplantae; Streptophyta; Magnoliopsida; Brassicales; Brassicaceae. The transcript has 2 exons. The record is from RefSeq and is a predicted model, not a curated record. Gene Ontology annotation, molecular function: electron transfer activity. Gene Ontology annotation, cellular component: plasma membrane. Bases 161 to 550 code for a protein of 129 amino acids.
AAAACAAAAUAGUAUUAAAUGCCUUCAUAUCUUCUUUGAAAACUCUUUGUCCACUUUCUCUUCAUAUAUUUUUGGUUUGUUCUUCUCAUUCACUCUCUAUAGACCAUCUCCCUCCCUCCCUCCCUCUCUGACUGUAUACACUUUCUCAGAAGAUUGAUCUAUGGCCAAGGGAAGAGGCACUGUAUCAUGCUCGGCUCGUGCUAUAGUAGCUUUGAUGGUUAUCUCAGUGUUGGUGCUUCAGUCUUAUUACGUUCAAGCUUCGACUUACAUUGUUGGUGAUUCUUUGAAAUGGGCCUUUAAUGUUGUGGACUGGCCUAAAGGCAAACAUUUUAAAGCCGGUGAUGUUCUCGUGUUUAACUAUAAUCCGAGUUUUCACAACGUGGUCGUGGUGGAUAGUGGAGGGUACAACAAUUGCAAAACUCCGGCAGGUGCGACAACAUACACUUCAGGCAAAGAUCAUCUAACUUUGUCUAAAGGACAAAACUUCUUCAUCUGCAAUUUUCCAGGCCAUUGUGAAGGCAAUAUGAAAAUUGCAGUCACUGCCGUUUGAUUUUCAUCAUGCAUUCAAGAUAGUACUAUGAUCUUCACUUUGUCUAUGUUCUUAAGAAAAAUAUAUUAAGCAUCCAAUAAAUUUUGCAUCAUUAAUUA